AGUGUCAUAGAGAUGAGGAGCCUGCGCACUGCCUGUUCUGUCAGUUGAAUGGGAGACACAGAAGUCACGUGAGUGUGUGUGUGUUCGUGUAUGUGAGAGUGUGUGUAAGAGAGAUAAAGACGGGGGGAGGGAAUAUGAACUGAAUGGGCACACAUGCUGGCUGAUGUAAUAAAACAAUGCUCUGAUCACAACGGAGUGAGAAGUUACCCAAGAGAGAAGGAGAUAUAAUAGGCAGUCCCACUCCAUCACAAGGUCCUUUAUGCAAGUUGUUUACUGGCUGUGCCCCUGCCCUUCACCAUGACUCUCCUAACCCACGUGCUGGCAUGCCUUUUUGGCAUGGGCUCCUGGGUGGCCAUCAACGGGAUGUGGGUGGAGCUGCCCCUCAUCGUGCCAGAAAUCCCAGAGGGUUGGUACCUGCCCUCUUACCUCACUGUGCUCAUCCAGAUGGCCAAUGCGGGGCCCCUUUUCGUCACCCUCAUGCAUCGCUUCCGCCCGGGCAAGCUGGACGAGCGACCCGUCAUCUACUCCAUAGUGGGCCUGGGCGUGGUCGCCACCUUCCUCCUGGCCUUCUUCUGGAAGCACACGGUGCCCUUAGCGGGCGCUACGCAUAGUGUCCCCCUUCUAGUGCUCUGUUUCCUAAUCUCUGUGGUGGACUGCACCUCCUCGGUCACCUUCCUGCCCUUCAUGAUGCGCCUCGGUCCCCAGUACCUCACUACGUACUUUGUAGGGGAGGGCGUUAGUGGCUUGGUGCCUGCCGUAGUGGCUCUGGUGCAGGGGGUGGGGGUGGUUCACUGUCGGAAUGCUACAGUGGCUAGCCUAGCCAAUGGGACCUUAGGGGUUAACGCCACUGUAGGGGCCAGUGGAGAGCUCCAGGCUCAAUACCAGCCCGCUAACUUCUCGGCCCAGGUCUUCUUCCUCUUCCUCAGUGCCAUGAUGGUGGUGUGUCUGGCCGCCUUCCUCCUGCUCAACCACCACCCGGCCGUGGCCAGGGAGAGGAAGUGCGAGCUAUACUUCAAUGGAGGCCUGGCAGAGGAGAAGAGUGACCAAGCCCUGUCCCUGUCUCACAGACCUCAAGAGGAGAAGGCCAUGAUCAGUUCUCCGGAUAGCCACCGGAGAGCCCGGCGGAGCUCCUUCGGGACGGGCUUCUACAGUGGGCCGGAGCUGGCGUUCAUCUUUGUGGUUCUGGCUUGGGUCAAUGCCCUGACCAAUGCAGUGCUGCCCUCAGUGCAGUCUUACUCCUGUCUGCCCUACGGGAACCAGGCCUACCAUCUGGCGGCCACCAUGGCAGCCGUGGCCAACCCCGUGGCCUGCUUCAUUGCCAUGUUCCUGCCCUUAAGGUCGUUGGUGCUGAUUGGGCUUCUGACAAUAGUUGGGACAGGGUUUGGUACUUACAUCAUGGCCAUGGCUGCACUGAGCCCCUGUCCUCUACUGGUCCACAGCGUCUCAGGCACCGCACUCAUAGUCAUAGCCUGGAUGUUGUUUGUCCUGACCCUCUCCUAUGUGAAGGUGAUCAUUGGGGUGAUCCUUCGGGAUGAGGGUCACAGCGCCCUCGUCUGGUGUGGAGCAGUAGUGCAACUUGGCUCCAUGCUGGGUGCCCUGUCCAUGUUUCCCUUGGUCAGUGUCUAUGGACUCUUCAAAUCAGGGGACCCUUGUAACACCAAGUGCACAAAGUAGGGAUCAAUACGUGGCUUACUGUUGAAACUCACUGUAGAAAACAAAAAUGGUUGACACUGGAAAUAUAUCUUUCAUCAUGUGAGUUUGCCUCUUUAAACUGAUUUUGAGGUAUCUCGUCUGUUGCGUAAGCAAUGAAAUAUCUUCCUAUGGUUGCGGAAGGAUCUCUUUGAAGCACAUCCUCAGAUUAGGAACUAAAUGGUACCAAAUCGCUUGUGUUUAUUUACUGUUGAAUUAAGUUUCAAAACGUUUUGCCUCAGAUGUAGGGCCUUAAUUUGAUCAUCCUGUUCCAACAUAGAUUUUUCUGCAAUGCAGGAACUUAAAAGGUUUAAAAGGUUUAAAAGGCUUCUGAAGUUUGCAAUUUCCACUUUGACAUUUCAGACUUAAUUUUCCCUUGCGAAAAAAAUAUCAUCCCCUACAAAAAUGCCCAUGAAUUAUAAUCCAAAUAAUAAUUCAAAUUGCUUGUUGUUGCAGGAUUAUUUUCCUGCUGUAGCAAACUGGCUCAAAUGAAGAUACGAAAUCUAUACAGUGUGCCCUAAUGAAUACGACUCAGUUUGCCUAUAUUGAAGUAAACACCAUGGGAGGCCAGUGUAUUGAUGUCUCAGACUAGACUUUUAUUGUUACAAAGGCCACAAAGAUGAUCAAAUUUUAUUGCUAAGCUUUUUACAAAGGUUAAAGAAGAUUAAUGCCUUUUUUUUUGCUUGAAGGGUAAUUAAGUAUAGUGAUAUAAUAGUGAUGAUUGGAAUAUGUUACUGGGACAAAACAGUGUCUUAAUUUUUGAGUUUCUAGUACUGCAAAUGUCAACAAAAAGAUAAUUUAUGUUUAUUCUUUACCAGUCUAUAAUUUAUGGGAGUUUUUCAAAACCAACGUUUGUGUUACAUUAUUUGUAUACGACCUUACUGCAGUUAUAAUGCAAUGUACUGUAAUUAUGUAUGGCUCAUGUCAAUUCAAAUGUAUACUUAUGUACAUGUUUUGUAUUUCUGUACUAAUUGCUGACCUCAUUAUCAACUUUCUGUGGUUUAUUUAUCACCAGGAUGGAUAUAAAGCAUCACUGUAAUCCUAAUCAUACUUACAGUUGAAGUCGGAAAGUUUACAUACACCUUAGCCAAAAACAUUUAAACUCAGUUUUCACAAUUCCUGACAUCUAAUCCUAGUAAAAAUUCCCUGUCUUAGGUCAGUUAGGAUCUUUAUUAGUUAGGAACUUUAUUUUAAGAAUGUGAAAUGUCAUAUUAAUAGUAGAGAGAAUGAUUUAUUUCAGCUUUUAUUUCUUUCAUCAUAUUCCCAGUGGGUCAGAAGUUUACAAUAACUCAAUUAGUAUUUGGUAGCAUUGCCUUUAAAUUGUUUAACUUGGGUCAAAUGUUUUGGGUAGCCUUCCACAAGCUUCCCACAAUAAGUUGGGAGAAUUUUGGCCCAUUCCUCCUGACAGAGCUGGUGUAACGGACACAGGUUUGUAAGGCCUUCUUGCUCGCACACGCCUUUUCAGUUCUGCCCACAAAUUUUCUAUAGGAUUGAGGUCAGGACUUUGCGAUGGCCACUCCAAUACCUGGACCCAUUUGCAACCAAGCUUUGACUUCUUGACUGAUGUCUUGAGAUGUUGCUUUAAUAUAUCCACAUAAUGUUCCUACUUCAUGAUGCAUUCUAUUUUGUGAAAUGCACCAGUCCCUCCUGCAGCAAAGCACCCCCACAACAUGAUGCUGUCACCCCCUUGCUUCACGGUUGGGAUGGUGUUCUUCGACUUGCAAGCCUCCCCCUUUUUCCUCCAAGCAUAACAAUGGUCAUUAUGGCCAAACAGUUCUAUUUUUGUUUCAUCAGACCAGAGGACAUUUCUCCAAAAAGUAUGAUCUUUGUCCCCAUGUGCACUUGCAAACCGUAGUCUGGCUUUUUGAUGGCGGUUUUGGAGCAGUUACUUCUUCCUUGCUGAGCAGCCUUUCAGGUUAUGUUGAUAUAGGACUUGUUUAACUCUGGAUAUAGAUACUUUUGUACCUGUUUCCUCCAGCAUCUUCACAAGGUCCUUUGCUGUUGUUCUGGGAUUGAUUUGCACUUUUCACAUCAAAUUACAUUAAUCUCUAGGAUACAGAACACAUCUCCUUCCUGAGCAGUAUGACGGCUGCGUGGUCCCAUGGUGUUUAUACUUGAGUACUAUUGUUUGUACAGAUGAACAUGGUACCUUCAGGCGUUUGGAAAUUGCUCCCAAGGAUGAAAGACUUGUGGAGGUCCACAGUUUUGGCUGAUUUCUUUUGAUUUUCCCAUGAUGUCAAGCAAAGGGGCACUGAGUUUGAAGGUAGGCCUUGAAAUACAUCCACAGGUACACCUCCAAUUGACUCAAAUGAUGUCAAUUUGCCUAUCAGAAGCUUCUGAAGCCAUGAUAUCCUUUUCUGGAAUUUUCCAAGCUGUUUAAAGGCACAGUCAACUUAGUGUAUAUAAACUUCUGACCAACUGGAAUUGUGAUACAGUGAGUUGUAAGUGAAACAAUUUGUUUGUAAACAAUUGUUGGAAAAGUGACUUGUGUCGUGCACAAAGUAGAUGUCCUAACCAACUUGACAAAACUCUAGCUUGUUAUCAAGAAAUUUGUGGAGUGGUUGAAAAAUGAGUUUUAAUGACUCCAACCUAUGUGUAUGUAAACUUCCGACUUCAACUGUAGAUACUUUGACCAGUAGAUGUCAGGCUAAGGUAAUGGUAACACAAACUGAGAGUGAGAUGCGAGACCUGAACAGAGCAGGGGUCCACAUCCUGGAAUUACAGCUCAGACCUAUGGAUAUCACAUACGCCUUCAAUCUGCCAGCAAGAUCUAAUGGGAACAUAUAUAGCUAUGAAUACAACUUUUUUUUUAAAUAAGUUGUCCUAACCGACUUGCCAAAACUAUCGUUUGUUAACAAGAAAUUUGUGGAGUUUUAAUGACUUCAACCUAAGUGUAUGAAAACUUCUGACUUCAACUGUACCAUGAAAAUAGCCCUUUCAUAAUAAGCCAUAUUCAAGAUAAUUGUAUAAAUAUCACUAUAUCACAUUGAUAACGAUGAAGGAUAAUUGUCUAUAUAUUCUGAUCCUAAUUUCUGGAGAUAUAUAUAUAUUUCCGGAGACCAUACUUCUGUUCUUUUCUACAUGACUCAUUUUCUAUUUGCCCUUCCUUCUGCUUUUUGAAUGCAUCUUGAAAUUGCUCAAAGUACCGUAGGAGUUGUGCAUGUCUCUUGGGUAUUGCCCCAUGCCGCUAGAGUCACGUCUCGAUCAUUUUCCGAAUCCCACCCACUCACAGUAACUUAGUGAGAGUGAGAGUGGGUGCAGGUGUGUGCUUUUUUUUCUCUACAGGCCCUAAAGAUAGAGAGCACUGAGGAACCAAGUCAUUGCCUGAUUCAGACCCCAGCGGCCCCCAAGGAUCCCCAAUGGACAUCUGGGUUCAUCAUCUCCUGUUGUCUCAUACCAUACAUAUGCUAAUAUGUCUCUUUGUGGCUUUAGUGGUUUAAGUGUGCAGGGGCCCAUCAAUAACAGAGGUUAGAUAACUUUAGGUGCUAAGUAAUAUAUGAAGUGAUUCAUUUUAUUUAUCCACUAUUUGUCGAGAGAGAGCCCUGGC
This is a messenger RNA of Oncorhynchus keta (chum salmon), 5236 nucleotides long. RefSeq names its product riboflavin transporter 2. Gene Ontology annotation, biological process: riboflavin transport. Gene Ontology annotation, molecular function: riboflavin transmembrane transporter activity. The transcript is spliced from 4 exons. The coding region runs from base 298 to 1674 and encodes 458 amino acids. The record is from RefSeq and is a predicted model, not a curated record. Gene Ontology annotation, cellular component: plasma membrane. Lineage: Eukaryota; Metazoa; Chordata; Actinopteri; Salmoniformes; Salmonidae.